AUGACCACAGAAGCACAGAACGACGCCAACAGCACUCAUGCCAGCCUUGAUCUACUCGAAGUCCGCCUGCGCCGCCUCGAGUACCUGCUGAGUGGUUCGAGCAGCCUUGACGGUGUACCUGACAGCGUUACAAAGCCUGCAAGCGGCGACGACGCAGUUCUGGGUCGUCUGCGCACACUGCAAGCGGGUCUCGAUCGUCUCAGGAAGAAUGACGGAGUCGCUGGAGAAAUGGUUAGGGAUGUUGAGACUUUAUAUAGCCAUUAUCCCGAAUUGAAAAAUAGCAGUGCUAGCAUCCCCAUAGAAGACGUAUCAACACAAGCCUCGAUCGUACUCGCAAAUGCUUCCCUCUACCCUGAGACUGCUUCGAGGCUGUCUUCUCUCCAGACCCUUCCGAUCCCACCAGUGGAAACCAGUUCUAAGCUUGCCGGAUUGAGCGGCGACAUUGACAAGUGCCAACAUGAACAAGACAACUUAGACGUCACAGUCCAGGACUUGCGUCAGCGGAGUGCUCGGUGUCUGGAAUGGUGGAUCAAGAUUGGGGUUGUGGGAAUGGGCGAUCUAUGGGAAGAGUGGGAAGACCGGAUGGUCGAGCUCGAGCGACAAGUGACCCGACAUGAGCGCAAGCGACAAGACGAGGAGGGAUACAUUUGA
Messenger RNA from Cyphellophora europaea CBS 101466, 651 nucleotides. RefSeq lists its product as uncharacterized. NCBI's taxonomy places the organism in Eukaryota, Fungi, Ascomycota, Eurotiomycetes, Chaetothyriales, Cyphellophoraceae. The record is from RefSeq and is a predicted model, not a curated record. The coding region runs from base 1 to 651 and encodes 216 amino acids. The transcript has 2 exons.